This is a messenger RNA of Capronia coronata CBS 617.96, 1698 nucleotides long. RefSeq lists its product as uncharacterized. The coding region runs from base 1 to 1698 and encodes 565 amino acids. The transcript has 3 exons. The record is from RefSeq and is a predicted model, not a curated record. Gene Ontology annotation, biological process: proteolysis. NCBI's taxonomy places the organism in Eukaryota, Fungi, Ascomycota, Eurotiomycetes, Chaetothyriales, Herpotrichiellaceae. Gene Ontology annotation, molecular function: serine-type carboxypeptidase activity.
AUGCAGUUCUUCCUCACCCAUCUUUGUGCUCUGCUCGCGCUGAGUGGAGGCAGCCUCGCAUUGAACAAGAGGGCAAUAGCCGCUUUUCAACGUCCCAAGGAAAUCCGGGCAGAGGUGCUAGGAGAGCGAGCGGUUGCCCGAGGCCUUCCUCAGUAUCAGUAUCGACCGGUGCAACCAGCGAAGCGUGAUCCUUCUGCCAACCAGCCACAGCUCGCGAAGCGUGCUUCGCCCUAUCUGAAUGACAACACCGAGAAAUUCGUGGUGAAUGGGUCGGCCAUCCCAGACGUCGACUUUGACAUUGGAGAAUCAUAUGCUGGAUUGCUUCCGAUCUCUGACGACCCCAACGAGACCAGGAAGCUCUACUUUUGGUUCUUCCCCUCCUCGAAUCCGGCAGCUUCAGACGAAGUGACCAUCUGGCUCAAUGGUGGCCCCGGAUGUAGUUCUUUGAGUGGCCUGCUCACCGAGAAUGGACCAUUCCUGUGGCAGGCUGGAACACUUGCGCCCACCCCCAACACCUACAGUUGGUCUAAUUUGACCAACAUGGUAUAUGUGGAGCAGCCCGUCGGAGUCGGCUUCUCUCAGGGAGUUCCCAACAUCACCAAUGAAGUCGAGUUGGGCCUGGAAUUCAUUGGCUUCUACAAACAAUUUGCGGAGGCGUUUGGUCUGCAGAACCGAAAGGUUUACCUGACCGGAGAGUCGUAUGCAGGAUUCUACGUCCCGUACAUUGCCGACGCCUUCAUCACCGCCGACGACCCCGUCUAUUACAACCUGGCAGGGGUGGGAAUCAAUGAUCCUAUCAUCGGCGACUCCACGAUUCAGCAACAGGUAGUGAUCUCCCCGUACGCCGACUACUGGAGUAACUUGAUGUUUUUGAACUCCUCAUUUGUCUCCCUCAUGCACGAACUUCAGGACUACUGCAACUAUAGUUCUUACUUGGAUCAGUACUUCACAUUCCCACCUCCCUUAGAACCAUUCCCCGUUCUCCCCGACCCUUACGCCAGCGAAGAGUAUACUUGCGACAUACUCGACAAUGUGUACGCUGCUGCAUUGGAAGUCAACCCUUGCUUCAACAUCUACCAUAUCACGGACACAUGCGCUUUCGUGUACGGCCAUCUGGGUAUCGUCAAUCCCGGGGAUUAUUCGCCUCCUGGCGCGAGUGUGUACUUCAAUCGCACCGACGUCCAGGCAGCCAUCAACGCACCAGUGGGCACCAACUGGAUGCAGUGCACCGACAUCAAUGUCUUUGGCGACGGGGACAACAACAACGAAUCGAUUGGGGACACUUCGCUGGGCCCAGCCCAAGAUGGAGUGUUGCAGAGAGUGAUCGAGCACACCAACAAUACGAUCAUUGGAGUGGGCAAUCUCGAUUUCCUGCUUCCAACAAAUGGAACGCUGUUUGCGUUGCAGAAUGUGACGUGGAACAAUCUGAAGGGAUUCCAAGCUUACCCACAAUCCGAGCCGUUCUACGUGCCCUACCACCCCGAAACGAACCAGGGCCGGGAAUCCGAGGCAGGUAUUGUUGGGUACUGGGGUUCAGAGCGUGGAUUGACCUUCUACACUGUUCAACUCUCUGGACAUGAACUGCCUGGUUACGCCGCCGGUAGUGGUUACCGUAUGCUUGAGAGGCUGUUGGGACGAAUUCCUAGUUUAUCUACGCAAGGCGACUUUACCACCCAGACUGGCAAUUUCACCGGAUAG